GGACCAGCUCAGCAGCUUCUAUGUGUUAUGAGCAUCAGGAAGCGGCCACAGAAGCACGUAUUGGUAUAAAGCUGCACAGUUAUUAACAGUGGAGGACAGACAUUCGACCCACUGAGAAAAUAUGAAGUUCAUUUGGAGACUGUUGGCUUUUCCCUGGUUUAUAUGUCUUGCAGAUGAAGUCGCUCUCCAGGGUCCAGUCUUUACACAAGAACCUGCAAAUCUUAUAUUCCCCCUGGAUUCUGAGGACAGGAUACUGAGGCUCAGCUGUGAGGUUCAAGGGCACCCAAAACCUGCUGUUCGGUGGAGAGUAAAUGGGUCUCUCUUGGAUGAAGCUCAAGAUUACCGAUACAGAGUUCUGGAGAGAAGUCUUAUCAUCAACUCCCCAGAUCGGAACCGGGAUUCUGGAACCUUUCAGUGUGAAGCUACAAACUCACUGGGCAGUAUCCUGAGUCGAGAGGCUUUGCUCCAGUUUGCUUACCUUGACUCAUUCCAGACGAGGACACGCAGCACAGUGUCUGUGAGAGAAGGUCAGGGGAUGGUUCUGCUGUGCGGUCCCCCUGCUCAUUCUGGAGAGCUGGUUUACUCCUGGAUUUAUAAUGAGUAUCCACCAUUUGUACAGCAAGACAACCGUCGCUUCGUGUCACAGGUCACAGGAAAUCUGUACAUCGCUAAAGUGGAACCAUCUGAUGCUGGAAAUUACACGUGUGUGGUUACAAAUACUGUGACCAAUAGUCGGGAACUGGGGCCAAGUACUCCACUCACUCUAAGGACAGAUGGUGUGAUGGGAGAAUAUGAACCUAAAAUUGAAGUGCAUUUCCCUGAGUCUGUCCCAUCAGCCAAAGGAUCUACUGUCAAGUUGGAAUGUUUUGCACUUGGAAACCCAGUCCCAACAAUCACAUGGAGAAGAGCAGAUGGUAAAGCAAUUUCACGUAAAGUGCGAAGGCAUCGCUCCAGUGGUGUACUAGAGAUCCCCAAUUUCCAACAGGAGGAUGCUGGACCAUAUGAAUGUGUUGCUGAGAAUACACGUGGGAAGAACAUGGUUCGAGGACAGCUUACAUACUAUGCUCCUCCUAAUUGGAUCCAGAAGAUAAAUGAUGCUCAUAUAGCAAUGGAAGAAAACAUCCUUUGGGAAUGUAAAGCAAGUGGGCGUCCCAAACCUUCCUAUAUCUGGCUAAAGAAUGGUCAACGUCUACAAAGCAAGGGACGGCUGCAGAUUGAGUACGGAAGUCUGACCAUAACAUCUGUUAACACCUCAGAUUCUGGCAUGUAUCAGUGCUUGGCAGAGAACAAACACGGAACUAUUUAUUCCAGCGCUGAGCUUCGGGUUAUUGCUGUGGGGCCUGACUUUUCCAAAUCGUUUGUGAGGAGAGUGACUUUGGGUAAAGUUGGAGGAUCUGUUCUUAUUGAAUGUAAACCAAAAGCUUCUCCAAAACCCAAAAUUACUUGGAGGAGGGGCUUAGAGGCUCUUCGUGAGACCCCGAAACUCUCACUCUUGGAUGAUGGGGGCCUCAAGAUAUCCAAUCUGACCAAAAGAGAUGCAGGGAGUUAUACCUGUACGGCCAGCAACCACUUUGGCACAGCCAGCAGCACUGGUACACUAGUGGUGAAAGACCCCACGCAGGUACUUGUGCCACCAUCCAGUAUGGAUGUCACUGUUGGGGAGAGCAUUGUCCUGCCAUGCCAGGUGUCCCAUGACCAUUCAUUGGAUAUUUCCUUCUCCUGGUUGUUUAAUGGGCAGCUCAUCGACUUUCAAAAAGACGGGGAACAUUUUGAGCGUGUUGGGGGACAGGACUCAGCAGGCGAUUUAAUGAUCAGAAGUAUCCAACUGAAGCAUGCUGGGAAAUACAUGUGCCUUGUGCACACAAGUGUGGAUAAAUUGUCUGCUGGAGCUGAUCUCAUUGUAAGAGGCCCUCCUGGACCACCAGAUGCAUUGACUGUGGAAGAAAUCACAGACACCACAGCCCAACUCUCAUGGAUGCCAGGGGUGGACAAUCACAGCCCCAUCACUAUGUACACAAUACAGGCUCGGACUCCUUUCUCCGUGGGGUGGCAAGCAGUCAGCACAGUGCCUGAAGUGGUUGAUGGGCGCUCCUUUACAUCUACAGUUGUUGGCCUUAGUCCAUGGGUAGAAUAUGAAUUCAGAGUUAUCGCUAUUAACCAGAUUGGGAUCGGAGAGCCCAGCCCUCCCUCUGACAAGAGGAGGACCGAAGAGGCACUUCCUGAGGUUUCCACGGCUAAUGUUAGCGGCGGAGGAGGCAGCAAGAGUGAGCUGGUCAUCACAUGGGAGCCUGUUCCCGAGGAGUUCCAGAAUGGUGGAGGCUUUGGGUACGUGGUUGCAUUCCGGCCAUUUGGGACAGUAAGUUGGAUGCAGACGGUUGUGGCUUCGGCUGAUGCUUCACGAUACAUUUAUCGGAAUGAGAGUCUACCUCCAUUCUCCCCAUUCGAGGUUAAGGUUGGAGUGUACAACAAUCGGGGAGAGGGACCAUUUAGCCCGCUGACAGUGGUGUACUCCGCAGAGGAAGAGCCUGUGAGGGCUCCUGCUGGAGUUUUUGCUCGAAGUCUCACUGCCUGGGACAUUGAGGUGUCUUGGAUAGCAGUGCCUGCAAGUCAAAGCAAAGGAAGGAUACAAGGCUAUGAGGUUCGUUACUGGAAGCAGAAUGAGAAGGAACAGAGUGCCCGAAAACUCCGCACACUUGGAAAUCAAACAUCCACUAAACUGAGCCACCUGCAGGGACAUUCAUUGUACCACCUGAAUGUACGAGCAUACAACAGUGCGGGCACCGGUCCUGCCGGUGCCACAGUAAAUGUAACCACACGGAAGCCACCUCCCAGUCAGCCUCCAGGGAACAUCAUCUGGAACUCAUCCAAUUCCAAAAUCAUCCUGAACUGGGACCAGGUGACAGCACAAGAAGAUGAGUCUGAAGUAAAAGGUUACAGAGUUCUCUACAGAUGGAAUAGACAGGGAGGAGCCUCCAUGAUCGAGACCAAUCAGACUUCAGUUGAGCUAUCCUUGCCAUAUGAUGAAGAUUAUAUUAUAGAAAUCCGACCAAUCAGUGAGGGAGGAGAUGGUAGCAGCAGCGAACCAAUCCGCAUUCCUCGGAUAUCCAAUGCUUACGCACAAGGAUCAGGAGCUUCCACAUCUAACGCCUGCACCUUAUCUGCCAUCAGCACGCUAAUGAUAUCCCUCACUGCGCGCUCCAGUUUAUGACCCCGAGCCCCUUUUGGACUCCCAGAAAUGUCCAUCUUUUCCUGGAGAGUGAACAUUUUUGGGCUCCGUCUGGAUUAUCCUGAGGUUUCCCUCAGAAUCUGAGCUUCCUCCUCUCCCGCUGGGAGGAUCUUAUGCACUGACGACAUCUGGAAUAUGAUGUUACCAAAGCAGUUUACAUGCCGUAUAUGCAUAUUUUUUAUUAUUAUAUAUCUAGUGUUUUAUAGAGUUUUUUAAGGUUAACCUGAUGUAGAUAUGUUUUUUUGCUGUAAAAUGCUGCAGGUGUCUCAUACAAUUCUAUUCUGUCCUUCCACUUAAAUACAAAUAUAUUCCCCAAGGACAGUUAUAUUUUAUACAUAUGCUAUACCUUUCUAUGCCACAGGUCCAACAUUUUACAUCAACAAUAAAUUGAUGCCAGAUUAUGGAGCUUUAAAAAGAUAUUUCAAGGUGGCCAAAGACUGGCCAAUGCCAGGCUCCAAUUUUGUCCUUUUAAAAGUACUCGCUGGAAUGAUUGAUUUACAUUUGUCCAGAAUGAUCCUCAGACAAAUGGUUUUUUAUCAAAACAAAUAUGGAAAUUUUUCCCAACACCUGUUUGAACUUUGCAAGAAAUUUCUAGCAGAUAAAUUUACUGAUGGUUGAGGUCUGUUCUGUCCAGUUUCUGUAGAUGGUGUUAAGCAGUUGUUCAUAUCAAGCUUUUCUCACAGAGUUUAAAUAUGUCAAGUCCCCGUUCACUUGGUUCCAGAGAGAUUUAGAGGAUUCUGCUUUGUACAUUUGCAUCACUAACUUUUCUCCAGUUGUUUUAAGAUGGGGAAAUACCUGAACUGUUGUUAUUAGUGCAAAGAAAGAUAUCUGUCAAGACUGAGCUCACUUGUCUAUGUCCUGAAGAUAUGUUUGUUCCUUAAAUCUGGAUAAGGAACACUACUCAAAGAAACAGAACCAAAAUGACUUUCCAGCACAUGAAGACUGCGAUGUGAAAACUAGGCAAUGUUUAAAGCAUUAGAGAUAAUAUGAGACCCAACACAUCCAAGUGUGUGGAUAACCAUAAUCAACUUUCUCAGAGUAUCUCUGAAACCCAAUGGAUUAUUAGUUAGAGAACCUGAUGUAAUAAGUGCAAUGAUAAAUCCAAGAUUUUAAUGUAUGUUACAGAAGACAAAUCUUAUCUUACAUCUACAGAUAAUAUAUACUUUACCUAGAGGUGAUAUAAAAACACUAUACCUAUUUAUUUGUAGGUAUAACUGAGAAAGAGUUAAGAUAAAUGUGAAGGGUGAUUGUGUGUAUAUAUUUUUUAAUUUCAUUGUUUUUAAGAACACUUAUUCUCAGGGUCUUUGUUGAAUGGAAGGUUUUCCUGCAUCACCAGGUUUAUAUCUGAGGGGACUGCCAUGUUUCUCCAUAUCUCCAGCUUUAGAUUUGAGGGCUGAAUGGGUAGCCAUGUAUCUUCCUUUCUCCAUCUUAAGAUAUGAAGGCUACAUGGAGGACUCUGAACUCCAUAUUGCCUAUUAUAAUCUUAAGGCUGAGAAUAGGAUGUUUCUCACCGUAUCAAUAGCUUGCACAUUCAGAGCAGAAUGCAUUUUUUCCUUGAUCAGUUGUGCUUUGCAGAUUGAGUGGAUGGUUAUUUUGUUUCAGCUGUUUAUGAGUUUGGAGUAGAAGGUUUAUAUUAUUGUUGGGUUUAGACUGAAAUAAAUGACCUCUCAUUCAACAACUUGUGAUCCAGAGAUACAUCUCUUUAUCACUAGCUUGUUUCCUUGGCAAUAUAGUAGUGGACAUUGUGAUCUGAUGGGCAAGUGUCAAUGUCUCUUUCCUUAUCACCAGCCUGUGAACUCAAGAUAAAGGAUAGAUCUCUUUGUCCUUCAUUCUACUGAGUUGUGUAAGACUGAGUUAAGUUAUAGCUGUUGAUGGUUUAACAUGUGGUAUAAAGAGCUCUGACAUAUUUUAGAGAGACCUGAUGAGAUGCAUUAUUAACAUUCUAGGCCACAUGGUCUAAAGCUCUCCACUCAGGUGAGAUGAUCUCAAAGGUGCCUGAAAGAAUUUUAGAAAUGCAAACUUUCUUAUACAAUUCAGAGUUCUGGUUAGAAUUUAGAGACUUCUACAUUACAAUAUAAGGUGUAAAAAAAAUCCCAAAGAUUUUGUGUGAUUUCUCUACAUGCUGGCAAGCUUUUGAUCAUCGGACUCUCUGGAAGGGGUCACUUGGCCUAUUUAAAAUUAGCUGAUAUUUGUGAGGGUGCAUGGUGCAAUUCAUUAUUAGUGUGAGAACCUGAGACAAUAUGAGAUUGUAUGACUGAGUCAUUGUGAAAAAGAACAUAUAUGUUGUGGGAAGAAUUCCCUAGUGUGGUAAGAGUCAUCUCACAUCAAGGAAGUAGCUACAUGACACAUUUUGAUAUACAUCUAUUGGUGAGUUUUGGAAGGAGCUGCCUCAUGCACAAAUCUUAAUGAAUGUUUUUUUUAUUAUAGUGUUAGAGAUCUAGUGAGCAUCUGAUGGGUAGUAUUUUGGACUCAUAAUUAUAUAUUUAUGUGGUCAUUGGUUGCUGGAUAUUACCUCUGUAUCAGCUGCUAAACCUGAUUAACUAGGGAUAAUAGCAUUUAGUGGUAGCACUUACAGCCCAUCGUAUUGGCCUCUCAGAGAAUACCAGUUUUGCUGCCUCUCCUUGUGAUUGCAAAAUUUCACAAAAGUAUAAAACCCAUGUACCUUGGAAAAAGCAGCAUUACCAUCACACACACUAAAUAAUAGUCUCUACGUUUAGAGAAUGAAAACCAAUUAAAAAAUAAACAUUUUUUGGUCCCUGUUUUUGGUGGGUUUACAACAGUUUUCACCUGUACUAACAUCCUGGAGUCUGAUUGUAAAUUGAUAUGUCUGAGGUGUAUGAUAGGUCUCUUGUAUAUUCAGUUUGAUUCAUCUGCUCUUUCCAGCUGUCAGAGAAGAAUCUCCAGAGCAGAGUCCAUCUGUCUCACCUUCUGCCAGUGGAUAAAUUAGGGAGACUGGACAUUAUUUUUACACCAUAGUCUCAGACUCCAGUGCUUAAGAAGUAUAGAGAGGCCUGUACAUACUUUGCUUAAAGGGACAGUCUACACCAAAAUUGUUCUUGUUUCAAAAGAUAGAUAAUUCUUUUAUUACCCAUUCCCCGUUUUUGCAUAACCAACACAGUUAUAUUAAUAUACUUUUUACCUCUGUGAUUACCUUGUAUCUAAGCCUUUGCAGACAGCCUCCUUAUCUAAGUGCCUUUGACAGACAUGCAGUGUAGUCAAUCAGUGAAGACUCCCAAAUAACUUCACGGGAGUAAGCACAAUGUUAUCUAUAUGACACAUGUGAACUAGCACAGUCUAACUGUGAAAAACUUUCAAAAUGCUCUGAGCUAGGAGGCGGUUUUCAACUGUUUAGAAAUCAGUUUGAGACUAGCUAGGUUUAACUUUUCAAAAAUACCACCAAGGGAACAAAGCAAAUUUGAUAAUAAAAGUAAAUUGGAAAGUUGUUUAAAAUUGCAUACCCUAUCUGAAUCAUGAAAGUUUAGUUUUGAGUAGACUGCCCCUUUAAGCACAAGUUUACCAAUCACUGAUUAGUUAACUUGAACUCAAGUAGGAGGAUAUACCAUGACUGGAACUUGAGCAGUGGAUUAUAUAAAAGUAUAAAAAAGCCAUUAACCUGCACUUCACAAGGAAUGUAAGCACUGUAAAAACCUUGUACAUUGAUAUAUACGUAAAUAUAUAAAUAAUCAGAAGCAAUGAAAUAAUGUCAAGCCUCUUAAUGUAGUAACAGCUGUAUUAUGCUGCAGACUGUGAUAUUCAUAUUGAGAUAAAAGUGCUGUGUAACAAAUCAUUGUCUGCUGGUACACAGUAACCUAAGUCCUUGCUCUGCAUUAUGGGAAUAUAGCUGCAACAUGAUUAAUAGGAACUGAUCACGUGGCGAAAGCGGUGGUGUGAGCCCAUCUCUUUAGUAGUGAUCAGAACGGUCACACAGAGCUCUACUGGCCUCUGUACCUUACACAAAGAAGUGUCCUUGUUCCAAAAUAACUAAACAGCUUUCACAUUGGCUGCAGUAUAGGAAUAAAGUCAUUUUUUGAUGUACAGUGCAGAUGAUGAGCCUGGUAUCCUUCUAAGUAUAGGAACGUAUCUGUGCACCGUGUACAUCAGUGCAGGAACAGAAGCAGCAUACUCUGCCAUUAUGGAACCAGAACAUGUCACAAACAGUAAGAUCAACACAGAUCUCUGCUAUGCAGGAAGUAGACCAUAUUGUGCAUGGUAGUUAAGGACAGCACAGACCUCUGCAGUAUAGGAUUAGGGACAGGGUUAUGUCAUAAACAAGAGUAUAAAAAAAACACCACCGUUCUCUGCAAUAUAUGGAGAGGGCUAUGUCUAAGCUACGUGCUCCGUUGGGUUGGUUGAGAGUUAAGUAAAGCACAUAGAUACUAAAGGCACUUUAUUUUUUUACCUCUGCUCUAGAGCUCUGGAGAUUCACGCCUGACACUAAUUUGCUUCUUUGUGGUUCUGUUUACAAAUAUCCAGUAUGCAAUUUUUCUUAAGGUAUCUGUACAGAAACAUGUCUGCUAUGCGGUUAAUUAAAAUUCUGUUCCUAAGGAUCUGUGUCACAUUGGACAACGGGUGAUUUUAUUUGUCUUUUGGAAGCAGCAACUUGAUUGCUUGUUCUGUUGUGCCUUGUCCUGUAAUGCCAUUAACAUUAGUCACUGGCGCUGACAUUGAGUGUGCUGUGUGUUUGUGUCCUGUGGUUCCUGUUGUCUGAAAAUAUUCCACUGUGUGUCUUUGAUAGACCCUCUCAAUACCUUUCUCUACAGUUCUCAGUUCUCCACUCUCUCUUGCUUAACCAGUUCCUAUGUGAUUUUAUUCACUCGCUCAUUAAGGCUCAUUCACCUCUCUGUUUGUUAAUUAACUAGAUUUAUAGACACAAAUACAAUUGGAAAUAAUUUAUUUAGUGAAUUUUGUAUGCAGAACAUGCCUCAUUUUAAAUGUACGGGUGUCUAGGUCACAUGUCCCUAGUGCCAUUCUACAGUGGCAAAUUUUAUUCCUUUCUAAUGAAUGUUCUUGAGUAUCUCCCUCUGUAUUUGUAGAACUGAACUCUAGCAGAGAUCAAUGUAUUUAUUUAUUUUUGGCCUUACUCUCAACAGCUCAUUUUCCACGCCCCAAUUUUGUAAAGAUAAGCCAGAAGACACCCAUAAAAGCAUACUGCAUUAUAAAGAAUGAUAAAGUAUGAUAAGUUUGGUUAAAAAUGAAAACAGGAACAUUAUAUGAUUAAAAUGACUUUGUAUUUUCAAA
Bombina bombina (fire-bellied toad) is the source of this 8464-nucleotide messenger RNA. Its product is annotated as contactin-4-like. Gene Ontology annotation, biological process: brain development; cell-cell adhesion. The record is from RefSeq and is a predicted model, not a curated record. The transcript is spliced from 23 exons. Bases 122 to 3208 code for a protein of 1028 amino acids. Gene Ontology annotation, molecular function: cell-cell adhesion mediator activity. NCBI's taxonomy places the organism in Eukaryota, Metazoa, Chordata, Amphibia, Anura, Bombinatoridae.